GGGAAGGGUGGAGGCAUUUAAUUCAGUGACUGCUCUUUUGCAGGUUCUUCUCUUCUGCUUUGGAGUGGCUGAUGCAUUUUUCUGGGGGCUGCACUCUGGUUAUUCCAUGAUCCUUAGCUUUGUGGAAUUUGGGCCCUCCUGGUAGAUCUGAAACCCUAAUCUGAAAGGGCUCCUCAGAGUUAUUCCAGGAGAUGAAAGGAGGAUGGCCACAGAUAAUGGGGAGAAAUGUGUGCUGGAGGAUUCCGAUCUUGUGGGACUCAGUGUGACAUCAAUGAAGCAAGAAGAGGAGACUCAUUCUGAGCACUGUGAGCAGAGAAGGGCCUCCCCAAGUCAGGAAAGAGAAGAAGGUCCACAGGAAACCCACACAAUGGAGGAAGCAGCAGAAUCGGUUCCUAGUGUUGGAGGAUUCGGGAUUGCCAGGGAAAGCACAGUGCUGGCAGGAACCGAACCAGGUGACAUGCAGGAGAGUGAGGAUUGGGGAGAUCCAAGAGGGAGACCAUCAUCAGGAGGAGUGGCACAUGAAGAAUGGGAAGAGAACCUUUGGAAUCAGGAUGGUCCAGGGAGGCAGGAGGGAAAGCGCACUGAGGAAAAGAAGGAUGAGAAAACCAAAGAAGAAAACCCAACAGAAAGAGAGAACAAGCAGUUUAAUGCUCGGUUGACAACCCACACAGAGGAGAAACAAAACACAGACACGGAGAAUGUUGGUCAGAGCAAAAAUCUUUCUGGAUAUCUAAAGUUCUACAGAGUAGAGGGACCCUAUAAAUGCUUGGUGUGUGGAAAGGCCUUCAACUGGAGCUCAGGUCUUAUUAGACAUCAAAAAACCCACACAGGAGAAAAACCACAUAAAUGCCUGGAAUGUGGAAAGAGCUUUUAUCAGAAACCUCACCUUACUUUACAUCAAAGAAUGCACACUGGAGAGAAGCCCUACAAAUGCUCUCACUGUGACAAAAGCUUUAGUGAUCAAACAACCUUUAUUAGGCAUGAAAGAAUGCACAUAGGAGAGAGGCCAUACAAAUGCUCACGCUGUGACAAAAGCUUCACUCGGAAAGCUAACCUUACUAAGCAUGAAGAAACCCACACAGCGCCCAUACUGUAUAAAUGUUCACACUGUGGCAAAAAGUUCCUUAAGAAAUUUCAUCUUCUUCAACAUCAAAUGACCCACAAAAAGAAGAAACCAUAGACAUGCUUGGAAAAUGGGGAGAGUUUCCAUCACAUAUCAACUCCUUGUGCAUGAUAAAGAAGCCCUAGCACAAAGACAUUGAACAAAUGCUCACAUUGCAGUGAGAGCUUUGGUGAUUAAUCAAUCCUGCCUUAAUGAACUCAGGAGAACACACACAAGAGAUGAAACUACAUGACUGCUUGGGUUAGGGAAAGGUCUCUGUUGCAGCAAUUGGUCUGUAUCACAACAAGGGUCCCACAAAGCGGCAACAUUCUGUCUGUGUAUGUAAAUACAAUUGCAUGAUCAGGUGGAAAGUUGUUCUGAGUAGCCUGCACUUCUAAGCCUUGGGAAGUUCAGGGUAUAGAACAGGACCUUGUUGGUGGUUGCUCUGUUAUGUAACCCUCAAUAGGCAUUUCUGGUUUUUUGAUAGCUUCAGUAGUAUACUUUAGAGUGCUGGGUUCAAUGUUGCCAGUGCUUUGUUUGAUUAAAAAAAUGGCGAGAAAUGUAAUGUGGUGAUUUCCCCAUUGAUUGCAUAACUGCAGCCAUCCUCUUCUGAUAGAUCUGGGUUUCCUCCCAAUGGAGAGGGCUCAUUCACCCUUGAAUGGUACUGAAGACUUUUCUGACAAGUGGCCAAUUCUCAAUCUGAUCAUAAACCAGAUUUUGUACCUGAAAUGUGAAUUCAUGAAAGAGGAGGAAGAGAAAUGUCAGGGAAAUUGCUCUCUUUCUAGCGUUUAAUGUGACAAAUAGUUGCUGCUUUUUAAUUAUGUUUAAUGUCUGUAUGGGAACGUAUUUGCUCUGCUUACUAAUAAAGUUGAAUGUGUUUCUCAGUUUCUAUUAAA
Messenger RNA from Hemicordylus capensis (graceful crag lizard), 1998 nucleotides. Its product is annotated as zinc finger protein 239-like. Gene Ontology annotation, molecular function: DNA-binding transcription factor activity, RNA polymerase II-specific; RNA polymerase II cis-regulatory region sequence-specific DNA binding. The coding region runs from base 203 to 1180 and encodes 325 amino acids. Gene Ontology annotation, biological process: regulation of transcription by RNA polymerase II. The transcript is spliced from 3 exons. The record is from RefSeq and is a predicted model, not a curated record. Lineage: Eukaryota; Metazoa; Chordata; Lepidosauria; Squamata; Cordylidae.